AUGCACCUGUCGGCGGUGCUCAACGCCCUCCUGGUGUCGGUGCUGGCCGCCGUCCUGUGGAAGCACGUGCGGCUGCGGGAGCAUGCGGCGGCGCUGGAGGAGGAGGUGGCCGCCGGCCGCCAGGCCCCCGCGCCCGGCCCCGCGCCCAGGGCCGACUACGCCCGGGCGCUGCAGCUCCUGAGCGAGGGCGGCACGCACAUGGUGUGCACCGGCCGCACGCACACCGACCGCGUCUGCCGCUUUAAGUGGCUCUGCUACUCCAACGAGGCCGAGGAGUUCAUCUUCUUCCACGGCAACGCCUCGGUCAUGCUGCCCAACCUGGGCUCCCGGCGCUUCCAGCCGGCCCUGCUCGACCUGUCCACCGUGGAGGACCACAACACCCAGUACUUCAACUUCGUGGAGCUGCCGGCCGCCGCCCUGCGCUUCCUGCCCAAGCCCGUGUUCGUGCCCGACGUGGCCCUGGUCGCCAACCGCUUCAACCCCGACAACCUGAUGCACGUCUUCCACGACGACCUGCUGCCUCUCUUCUACACGCUGAGGCAGUUCCCCGGCCUGGCCCACGAGGCCCGCCUCUUCUUCAUGGAGGGCUGGAGCGAGGGCGCCCACUUCGACCUGUACAAGCUCCUCAGCCCUAAGCAGCCGCUCCUGCGCGCGCAGCUGAAGACGCUGGGCCGGCUGCUGUGCUUCUCCCACGCCUUCGUGGGCCUCUCCAAGGUCACCACCUGGUACCAGUAUGGCUUCGUGCAGCCGCAGGGCCCCAAGGCUAACAUCCUCGUCUCCGGCAACGAGAUCCGGCAGUUCGCCCGGUUCAUGAUGGAGAAGCUGAACGUGAGCCAGGCGGGCGCUCCCCUCGGGGAGGAGUACAUCUUGGUCUUCAGCCGAACCCAAAACAGGCUCAUCCUGAAUGAGGCGGAGCUGCUGUUGGCCCUGGCCCAGGAGUUCCAGAUGAAGACGGUGACGGUGUCCCUGGAGGACCAGGCCUUUGCCGAUGUCGUGCGGCUGGUCAGCAACGCCUCCAUGCUGGUCAGCGUGCAUGGGGCCCAGCUGGUCACUGCCCUCUUCCUGCCCCGCGGGGCGACCGUGGUCGAGCUCUUCCCCUAUGCCGUCAACCCUGACCACUACACCCCCUAUAAGACGCUGGCCACGCUGCCUGGCAUGGACCUCCAGUAUGUGGCCUGGCGCAACAUGAUGCCGGAGAACACCGUCACGCAUCCCGAGCGGCCCUGGGACCAGGGGGGCAUCGCUCACCUGGACCGGGCCGAGCAGGCCCGCAUCCUACAGAGCCGUGAGGUUCCUCGUCACCUCUGCUGCCGGAACCCUGAGUGGCUCUUCCGCAUCUACCAGGACACCAAGGUAGACAUCCCAUCCCUCAUCCAGACUGUACGGCGUGUGGUGAAGGGCCGGCCAGGGCCACGGAAGCAGAAGUGGACCGUGGGCCUGUACCCAGGCAAGGUUCGGGAGGCACGGUGCCAGGCGUCCGUGCAGGGUGCUUCUGAGGCCCGCCUCACCGUCUCCUGGCAGAUCCCAUGGAACCUCAAGUACCUGAAAGUGAGGGAGGUGAAGUACGAGGUGUGGCUCCAGGAGCAGGGGGAGAACACCUAUGUGCCUUACAUCCUGGCUCUGCAGAACCACACCUUCACUGAGAACAUCAAGCCUUUUACUACCUACUUGGUGUGGGUCCGCUGCAUCUUCAACAAGACCCUCCUGGGACCCUUUGCAGAUGUGUUAGUGUGCAAUACGUAG
Messenger RNA from Canis lupus familiaris (dog), 1743 nucleotides. RefSeq names its product protein O-linked mannose N-acetylglucosaminyltransferase 2 (beta 1,4-) (gene POMGNT2). Gene Ontology annotation, cellular component: endoplasmic reticulum. Lineage: Eukaryota; Metazoa; Chordata; Mammalia; Carnivora; Canidae. Gene Ontology annotation, molecular function: protein binding; protein O-acetylglucosaminyltransferase activity. Gene Ontology annotation, biological process: protein O-linked glycosylation via mannose. The record is from RefSeq and is marked provisional.